This is a messenger RNA of Neoarius graeffei (lesser salmon catfish), 4492 nucleotides long. RefSeq names its product MTCL family member 3a (gene mtcl3a). NCBI's taxonomy places the organism in Eukaryota, Metazoa, Chordata, Actinopteri, Siluriformes, Ariidae. The record is from RefSeq and is a predicted model, not a curated record.
CAAAGGCAUGCAUGGAAUUCCAGUAUUCCUGAAUAAUGAUAUUCCAGUGCUAUUGCAACUGCAGUCUUUAUUGGUAUUUUUAGAUCGAAUAGCCUACUCGGUCCGGUCAGGGAGGUGAGUCGGGUAGCUACAAGGAGUAAAUAUAAACACCAAACUCUGACAUCAGAGCGCUGUAUGUUGUGCUCCUUCUGAUCGGUAUGUUAGAAGGAGCCGGAUGAAAACUAACACCAGAAUGUGGACUAAGUAAAGACAGUUGGAAAUGCGCGCUGGCUGAGGAUUGGAGUAGUAAAAAGCUGGAUGUGGGUGUGUCAGUGGAGUGUGACAGGCUGAUCCUGUCGCUCCAACGCUGGCAUGGGAAGAGCAAAUGCGCCCGGUGCGCGCACAGAUACAACCAUGGCCGGGUUCGGCUAGUCUUUGUAAUCUCUCAGAGUGAAACAAGGACUGCAGCUGAAGGGACUCCUAAAGGGGGUCUUUCACAACACUUCUGUAAUCUCGGAGUGCUCGAGAGAGAUGUGGAAUGCGCUUGGAAAUGGCGCAGGGUUUCACGUGCGUAAGACGCAUGGCUGGGAAUUCGUGCCUUGUUCCAUGAAGGAAGAGGACAGGAACCGCAGUCGGAGUCCACUCCGAGAAGUGACCUCUAGGGCCUCUGUGGGACAUUUUUCCCAGCACUCUGGCCUCGGAGGUGCAGUGUCGCCAUCUGCAGAUCUCCAGAACCAACAUUUACGACUCAGAAAGAGGUUCGAGGAGCUCAGGAAGCGGCACGGGCAGGAAAAAGACGCGUGGAUGAAAGAGAAGGAAAUGCUUUUGAGAGAAGUUGCAGAAGUGCAAGGCGGAGAGAACAGACGGAUAUUGCUGGAUCUGAAGUCCUUGUUGGAGGAGGUGCAGUCGGAGGUGAAAAGGGAAGAGAGUAAACGCAGCCAACUCCAGAUGCAGUACACCAAGGACCAGUGCGCCUGGGAGCUGGAAAAGGCAGAGCUCAAAUGCAGAAUUGCACAGUUGGAGGCCAAAGGUACAGUGAAUAGUGGGACUGGAGACACAUUAAGGAAGGAAAGAGAGGAAGAGCGGAGGCUGCUGGCAGACACCCAUACUGCAGCAAUGGACCUGCGUUGCCGGCUGGAGCACAGCGAGAGGGACUGGCUGAGGGAGAAAUCUGAGCUUUUGGAGCGCUUUGAUUUGGAGAGGAAGGAGUGGGAGAGUCAGCUCAGGGACAUGCAGCACAAGAUUGAAGAGCUGUACAAUGAAGUAAAGGUUCAUCGACAGAAAGGUGCUUUUGGACCAAACAGUGGUGCACAAACCACUGCCAUAAGGCUCAGUACACAUUCUGGCAGCACUGUAUCCAGCACUCUGACUGACUCCUCAGAGGCACGCAGCAGCAGUUACUCAGAGCCCCUCACCCAGCACAGGCAUAGCAGCACUGACUCCAGUCAUAACAGCAAUGAACCCAAUGGCCAGCACUAUAGCAGUCAGAGUGAGCGAUCAAAGCAUAGCAGCUCUGGGAAAUAUGAGCAUAAUGAACUCGAGCCCAUUAACACUGCAGAGCUAGAAGAUAUUCUUCAUGGGUGCCUUGUGAACAAGCCCAGCUCUGGUGGACAAAAGGAUCUGCUCAACCCUUACCGAGGGUUUCAGAAUAUGGACAUCAGCUGUGCGAGUGAUAAAAAGAAGAACACGAUUGCUCUUAAUGCUGCUCUUAAAGAAAUAGCUAGGGUUAGUGAGGAGCUGUGCAGCUACCAGGAUGAGAUCAGGAAGAAAUCUGAUUUCAAAAGAAGUCAGACUGAGUCAACGUUCUUUCCAGGAGAUGCUGAGAUGGGUGAGAAAGAUAUGUUGGAACUAGGUGACACAGAUUUCAGCUUGAAUGAGUGGUGCAAAGAUCUUCAUGUCCUGGAAAAGCAGAAAGGAAUGAACUGGGAUGACGUUAAAAAGAAUUCAACCAAGACUGAAAGUGACACUGAACUACCUGUGAAGAGAAGAGAUGUCCCACCUAUUCCAUUCAGGAGCACAUCUUGGUAUAUUAACAGCCCCUUGGCUACAGACAUACCAUCGAACGCCCCAGAGCCACUGCUGCGCAAAACAUGUGGAAGCCCUUGUCGUCACAGAAAGUGCAACAGCCCUUCUAUCGUGCGAAGAUUUGAAGCAAUGCUACAAGAAAAUGAGGGAAAGAUUCUGACAGACUCUGGGAUUGUGCCCGGCCCAGUGCCUCAUGAUUCCAAGUGCAAUAUCAGCUGCUGCCAGAGCCGGUGGUCCUGUGAUGGAAGCAGGUUUGGCAGCAGCAAGUCAUCCACAUAUGUGCCUAUCCAAAAAUGUAUCUCAGAAGUUAAUAUAAUAGCUGCAGAGGCUGAGUGCAGUCAGAAAAAAAUAGAUGCAGACAGUAAACAAAAUUUGAAGGAAGAGCUUCAUCUCAUGGACUCAACACACAAGGGUGUGGAUGCUGACUUCCUCACGCCUCCAGACAUAACUUCACCUUCUAUCAACACCACCGUCCCACGGAGGAAUGAGAUGUUAGAACGGAAAACAGCUGAGUUCAACCGCAUCCUCUUUCAGGCAGGCAUGGGUUUUCAGUGUGAUGAGGACAGUAGCUCCAAAGAUGUGGACUAUAAAUUUGAUAGCACCACUGAGGACAAUCUGACAAAUGUGCCACCAGAUCUUACAACACAGUAUUCCAUAAGCAAGUAUGAACAGGUUGCUCCUCAGUUAAAGAACGAAACAAAAGAUUCCAGUUCUGGCCCCUCAACUCUGCAACAGGAUGUAAAAGUGAAGAAGGUAACAUCUGGUCUGUCACAGCAUCUAGCAGUGAAACACAAGGACUCAAAAUGUACACGCCUGUUAUCACAUACAGAAGACAGGCAACCUUCCAUCACUCGGUAUGAUAAAAGCUUGAGAACAAUUAAAUCAGAUUUAGAUUUGAGUCCAUCACAGCUAAAAGAUCAGGCUGAGAGUAAAGUCAAUAAAGUCAAGUCUGUCACUUCAGGUCAGUAUCCUGCUGAAACAAAACCUAAAAAACCAGAACGUACAAAACAGGACAUGCCUAACACAAGGUCCAGAGUUUUAGAUGAAAAUCCUUGGAAACCUUCGACUCUGGCUGCCUACCCUCGACCACUGGAGUCCCGGUCCAACUAUGGGGCAAUAGAGAGGAUUUUGAAGAGUUAUGAAAAUUUGGGACAUUCCCAGCAAGACAAGCAACUGCAGUUUAAUCCAGGGAGGGAGGAGGACCUCACAGAGCUCUUGAAUUUGCUGGAAAUCCAGCAUCAGUCAAGAUCCAGUGAAAGAGUCACACAUACACCUCACCACCAAGCUAUAGCUCACAAAGAAGCACGUGUAGCAGUGAAGAGCAAAGAAUCAACAGUAACUGCCAAGAAGAGUUUCUCUCGACCAGUUUGCCCUACUAAAAGACGUCUACCCUCACGCUGGGCUAAUCGCUCUUCCUCCACCUCAUCUGCAUCCUCCCCAUCUCCCUCACCAACAACACAGCCCACCAUCUCCAGCUCACAACAAACACUUACCUACUCUGCAUUUCACACAGAGACACUUAUCAUGUAAGAACAUACAACAAAAUGUGACUAAUCAGUCACACACAUGCUGAGAACAAUGUUUUCAAAGCUGAACGCUUCCUUGACUCUUCCUGUUUACCUUUGUAUAUACCAAUAAUGACUGUUAAUCCAACAAGUUUUUCAAAAUACAGCCUCACUUACAGCUGCAUUGUAUUAAUCAUGUUUUGUAUUGUCAAUAUACGAAGCAUACACUAUAUAGCCAAAUGUUUUACACCUGACCAUCACACCAAUAUGUGGUUCUUCCCCAAACUGUUGCCACAAAGUUGGGAGUUGUAUACACAGUUGUAUAGGAUGUCUUUGUAUGGUGUAGCAUUACAAUUUCUCUUCACUGGAAUUAAGGGGCCCAAACAUGUCCCAGCAUGACAGCACCUUUGCACAAAGUGAGCGCCAUGAAGACAUGGCUUGGCAAGGUUGGUGUGGAAGACCUUGAGUGGUCUGCACACAGCCCCUCAACCCCACUGAACACCUUUGGAAUAAUUUGGAACAUGGACUGCACCCCAGGCCUCCUUGCCCUACAUCAGUGCCUGACCUCACUAAUGCUGUUGUGACUAAUUGGGUAAAUCCCCAGCCUUCAUAGAAAAGUGGAUGUGAUUAUAAGAGCAAAGGGGGCUAAAUAUCAUACAUGAAGUUCAAGGAGCACAUAUGAGAGUGAUAGUUAGGUGUCCACAAACCUUUGGCCAUAUAGUGCAUCAAUGUUUAUUUUUCUCUCCAGCUGUGUUCAUGGUCCACAGCAAAGGUUGUGUUAAGAAUCCAACAGAUGGAUUUCUGUGUAACUGCCGUGAUAUUUCUCCCUAUGCUUAUAGGUGCCUCUAAUUUUUGACCAUAUUUAAAGCUCUAGUGAUUAUUUCAAAGAAAUCAUUUGUUACACUUUCAUUGACUCUCAUCAGAAUGAUUGACUUGUACCGUAUGAAUAAGACAUGUAUUAUAAACUCACCCUCUCUACUUAC